CCGACAUACAGCACACUUCGCCUACGUCAGUCCGCCAUGCGCCCCCUCCACCUCAGCGCUCACUUCGUGAGCCUCUGGGUUUGCAGCGUCCUUUCAUCUCCUACUGGUGGCAGCUGUCCCGUGAUGCAUCCUGGCGAGCGAGUAAUUAAAGAGCUGGGACCGCAGUUGUCCCAGCAUGCUUCCAUUGUGCUGCCGUCAUCUGACGAAGGAAGCAACUUGCUCAUUCGAGCCUCCACGCCACGGGUUGCACCCGCUUUUGUCGCUAUUGUCGAGGUCGCCACUGAACAGGAUGUCCAGAAGACAAUCAGAUAUGCCAACGAGAAAAGCAAGCCAUUCUUGGCUGUCUCUGGUGCUCAUGGCUGGCCAUUGACGUUGAACAAUGUAAAAAAUGGCAUCCAGAUCAACAUGCGCAAACUCAACUCGACAGCCAUCGCUGAGGACGGAAACACGGCCACAAUUGGUGGAGGUGCGUUGCAAUGGGAGAUUACGUCGUCUCUCUUUAAGCAACAAAAGCAAGCUGUAACCGGUAUCUGCGAGUGUACAUCAGGCAUCGGACCUCUCCUGGGAGGCGGGCAUAGCAUGCUGCAGAAUCGUCACGGAUUUGCUGCUGAUAAUCUGGUUUCUGCCCGUGUUGCCUUGGCAGAUGGCUCCAUUGUCCGCGUUGCUGAAAACGAAAACGCCGACCUUUUCUGGGCUAUUCGUGGGGCCGGCCACAACUUUGGAAUCGUUAUGAGUUACGAGCUUAAGCUAUAUGAUGCUAGUGCUAAGUGGAAUAUGACGGUGUUCUCGUUUACGCAAGACAAGCUGGAGGAAUUCUUCAGCACAUGGAACCAGCUGGAGCAGGACAUUGCCAAUCCUGGCCUCCUGCUUCUCAACGGUGUCAUGGCCCGAAACCCAGAGGUUGAUAAGGACUACCCCCUCAUCAAUUUGCAGGUUAUCUACGAAGGCUCUGACACCGCUAUUGACACCUACACGACCGCUUUCCGAAAGCUAGGACCUGUUUUCGACCAAACAACAAAGGAUAUUGCAUGGGGUGACCUAUUUGAGGCUGGUGGCUUUGGCAAAUCCAGUCAAGUCUGCCGCAAGAAUGAGAAUAUCCUUGGAUACCCCAACUCCUUUGAAAGCUGGGACGUCGAGGGCAUGCGCCGGGGAUUCUCCCUAUACACCAAUUUGACCGCUGACCCCGUCUUCACUGGAGCUGCUUGGCUACUAGAGUCAUAUGGGCGUGUUGGUGUACGUAACGUACCGGCCGACUUCAACGCUGUUGCCCCAGAGGAGCGCCAACGCCAUCUGCUGACGUCGCCGAUGCUCUGGUGGAAGGGCCACAAGGAAGCUGACCGACAGAAAGCUAUGUCAUACGGCUCUCAGAUACAAAAAGCCAUUCGUGGAGAAGACGUUAUUCCCCACAUGUACGUUAACUACGCGAUGGGUUCCGAGACGGUCGCCGAGACGUACGGAAGGGAUCAGUCACGAGUCCAGCGCCUGCGCCAGCUGAAGGCAAAGUGGGAUCCCAAAGACAGAUUUGGCUUUUACAACCCUCUUACCAAGGGCCAGUAAAGCAUCUAGCCAACUGGGCCUUGGCCUGCGACUUGUUCCGGUCAACAAGAAAUUGAAAAACAUCAUGAACACUAUCCAUCAAAACGUACAUAUUCAGUCCCACGCUACGACCUUUUGUUUUGCAUAUACACCAGUCUAUAGUAUAAACCUUCCUAAAACAGCAACUCGUGUUCGAAUUA
Molecule: messenger RNA, 1736 nt
Organism: [Torrubiella] hemipterigena
Lineage: Eukaryota; Fungi; Ascomycota; Sordariomycetes; Hypocreales; Clavicipitaceae
Source: the annotation of a GenBank genome assembly